Molecule: messenger RNA, 2994 nt
Organism: Salvelinus namaycush (lake trout)
Lineage: Eukaryota; Metazoa; Chordata; Actinopteri; Salmoniformes; Salmonidae
Product: mitogen-activated protein kinase kinase kinase 14-like
Exons: 16
Coding region: 117-2753 (878 amino acids)
Biological process (GO): protein phosphorylation; positive regulation of canonical NF-kappaB signal transduction
Molecular function (GO): protein kinase activity; ATP binding
Source: RefSeq, a predicted model, not a curated record
CAUUUGUAAGGAUAGGGGUAUAUACUAGCAGAAUAUUUGACUUUAGUUUAGUGAAAAACGGAUAACCAGAAGAGACUGCAGACCUGCAAUUCGGACCUGCCUCUGUCGCAGGUGAGAUGGCGGUGAGGCGAAGGAUCUUUAACUCGACCAGACCGUUCUCAGGGUCACCCCAAAUAGAGCUGAAGGGGUCUUACGCAAGCCUCCCCAGCCCAGAAGACAGGACGAGUGACGAGGAGGGGAAGGAGAGCAAAGGGGACUUCAUGCCUUGUUUAAAACCCAGAAUAAUUAAAGUCCUAACGAAGGGCACAGCAGAACAAGUGGGUGAAGCAGGUCCACUGAACUAUCAGAAGAACUCGUUCAUAGCCCAGGCUGAAUGUGAAACCCAAGACUCUCAGCAGUUCAGCCCUUCCUGCUCCGAACGCUCCUUUGUCGCGUCCCCCAACUGCUUAAUCAACCGGGACUCAUCAGAGCACAACAAUGUGGCGUGUUCCACCGCAGCCUCCAACCAUGACAAACCAGGCUCCCCGGCCCACUGCUCACCCAGGAAGAAGCCAAGGAAGAAACAGAAGAGGAAGGAGGAGAAAGAGGAGCAGAGGGAGACAGGGAAGCAGAGACAGAGACGUAGAGUACCUUCUGGUGUCCCUGAGCAGGAGACCCAGACUGGCAGUUCUCCUCAACUGAUCCAGACCCAGCAGGACGCUUCAGAGCACCAAAGUAACAUCAGCACUUCAUACAGUAGCAGUAUCCCGAGUUUAGAGGCGCAUGACACAAGAUGCCCCCCUUACCCCCUCCAGGACUGCAACAGGGGCCCCAGCCAUUCCCACCUCUACUGGGGCCCCCAGGUGUUUAGCCCCCCCUCCAACCUCUCCACCUAUGGGCAGGAGAGUGACUCAGACUCUCCUCUCAGCAGUGUGGGAGACUGUUCAUUGGCCCUAGCAGGGCUCAGGGGCAGUGUCAGUCAGGAAGACCGAUGCUAUGCAGGUCCCUUCUGCAAAGACUUCUGCAAAGACGUGGAAAGGGAUGUCAGGGAGAAGGAGGGAGAAGUCUCAGAGACUGACACCAACGAGGGCCUGAUCUUCAAUGAGAAUAUUCAGCCUGUGAAUUAUGAGUACAGGGAGGGGAAGGACUACAGCCUCUGCAAGUCUAUCAACACAGGGUCAUACGGGGAAGUGCACAGUGUGCAAGACAACAGAACACACUUCAGAUUUGGCGCCAAAAAGAUUCUCCUGAAGAGUUUUAGUAGUGAGGAAGUGGGUACGUGGAGUGCCCUGAAGUCUCCUCGCGUGGUGGAACUCUUCGGAGUGAUCAGAGAGGGGCCCUACGUUGUCCUCUUCAUGGACCUCAAAGCUGGCUCUGUGGGUCAGCUUAUUAAAGAGAGGGGUCGGCUACCUGAGGACCUGGCCCUACACUACCACUGUCAGGUCCUGGAGGCGCUGGAGCACCUGCUGAAGAGACGAGUGCUGCACCUGGACAUAAAGGCGGACAAUGUGUUGCUGUCAGAGGAUGGGAGGGACACUUUUCUGUGUGACUUUGGACACUCGGAGAGAACGGACAUCGGUGGACAGAGCCUAAGUGCAUCCCAAGGAGAUCUGAAGGGGACAGAGACACACAUGGCCCCGGAGAUUGUGAAAGGGGAAACCCGCCGCGGAGCCAAAGCAGACGUGUGGAGCAGCUGCUGCAUGUUACUGCACAUGCUCAAUGGCUGCCAGCCCUGGACACGAUACUACUCCCGCCCACUGUACUUCAAGAUAGCCAAUGAACCACCGCCUCUGAGGGAGAUCCCGCCCGAUUGCAGUCAAUUCACUGCUGAUGUCAUAAAGGUGGGACUACAGAAGGAGCCAACCAAGAGGGCCUCCGCCUCGGAGCUCAAGGGAAGAGCAGCCAGAGCUCUGAGAGAAGUGGGAGGACUCAGCAGCCCCAUCAGAGGGUCCUAUAAGGAGCCUCUACAGAUAGAUGACAGCCCCAGCCAGUCUAGCCAGCCCUGGCCUCCCUUUAGCAGAGACACCUGCUCUGAGGAGAGCCCUGAGCUAUGGCUGGAAUCCAUGAACCCAGGGAGCAGGGAGCUGAACAAUGAUGAGGAGGAGGAAGGCAGUGAGGCAGACACAGAGGAGACAGCCUCACCUCCAGACUCACCUCGCUCUCUACUGACACAACUCCAUGAAUGGCGAAAUCCCAAGAUGGCCGACGUCACCUCCAACGUAUCGGAGCUUGAACUGCGCAAACUGGAGAGAGAGUUCUACCUGACCAGUCUGUCUCAGCUGCACUCAGCAGAAACCCAGGAGCAGCUACUGUCCUGCCUGAGCAGCAGUGACUGUUACUCCAACAGGGACUUAUGGGACAGAAAGGACUCUGGCCGUUGGUCCAUCAGCCAAGGUGAUGACCUCAGCUCUGGCGUGUUCUCCUACAACAGCCAACCGGACGGACAGAUUCUUAGUAUGGACUGGCUGGUUCACCAAAGCCACCUGUCUCCACCCCGAUGCUUUGAGGGAGUUGACGUCUGCAUCACGGACGUAAAUGGGCAAAGCAUCCGGGUCCGAGAGAAACGCAGGGUGAAGGUGGGCCACAUCGCCACAGGGAUCAGCGACCAGAUCUCUGAGAGGGUGUUCACCAUGGAGACUCAGGAGCAGGAGCCAGUGGCCCAUGAUGAGGAGGUACAGGACUCUGGCCUCCUGCUCUGCUGUGUCCCUGCUCCUGACUACUGCCAGGCCUGGAGAUGGAGGGUCAAGGAGGGGGUGCUGGAGACUCGUGACUGAGCCAUCAACUCCCCCCACUCAUCAGUAGCAGUCUCAUCAAGCAUCAGGACUGUGAACUCACUCUUGUACGCCUGUCUCAGUAUAUCCUGCUUUUUAUCAAACUGGGUGUAAUGUCUAAUCCUCGUAAGGAUCGUACCCUUUGUUUCAAUUUUUGCCUAAAAUGACAUACCCAAAUCUAAUUGCCUGUAGCUCAGGACCUGAAGCAAGGAUAUGCAUAUUCUUGAUACCAAUUGAAAUGAGA